UUCACCUCCUCCUCCUCCUCCUCUGUGAAGAAGAUGCUGGCCACCAGCGGAGGUAUAAGGACGAGCCUGUCUCUGUGGAUUAUUCUCCUCUUCAGCUCGGAUGUGUGCGCCAGGAAGCAGCGCGAGGACCCUGAUGAUGAUGCUGAGACCUGGUCGGAGGGUGUUUCCAGGGCGACGUGCUCCUCGCGCUGCCUCAGUCUGCACAGUGUGGCCGCGCGCUCCUCUCCGCUGCAGAAUAAUGGAUCCUUGGGCUGGUGUCACAAUCAUAAACAGUGCGCAAAGUGCCUGGAGCCCUGCAAAGCUUCCUGGGAGAUGAAGAGGAAAAGCAAUUGCAGAGAGCUGUGUGAGCGGGUGUUUCCCAAGAAGCACUGGGAGUGCGUGACCAGCUGUGAGUUCCUUCAGUCCGUGUUGGCGGUGAAGCAGGGCAGAUGUCCGCCUCCAGAAAGAGCCAGCGGCUUCGAAGCGGCCUGCGUGGAGAGUUGUGAUCACGACCGAGAAUGCUCCGGUCCGAAGAAGUGCUGCUCCAACGGCUGUGGCCACACCUGCCAGUCUCCCAAAGACCUCUACAAGGGUGCUCCUCUGAAGCCGAGGAAGGAGCUGGGCUUUGAAGAACUCUCGUCUGGUCAGCUGGAGGUGCGUUGGUCCUCCCGCUUCAACAUCUCGGCCGAGCCCGUGGUCUACAUCCUGGAGAGGAGGUGGAACUUUGGCAUCCAGCCCAGCGAGGACACUGCCACCUCCUGGCAGGUGGUUGCACAGACCACCGAGCAGGGAGCGAGGCUCUCUGACAUCCGGCCAGGUCGCUGGUACCAGUUCAGAGUGGCAGCCGUCAACACCCACGGGACCAGAGGGUUCACCACGCCCAGCAGACACAUCCACUCCAGCAGAGACCCCUCCAAUCCUCCAGCUCCCACCGAGCUCAGAGUGGCCAACAUGAGCUUUGGAAGCGGCAGGUCGGUGUCGGCCAGGCUCCAGUGGAGCACGCCUGCAGACCUGGACGUCCCCGUCCACCACUACAAGGUCAGCUGGAGCUGGACCGCACUCGGACAGCCCUCUGCUUCGUCGCUGACCAAGAGGAGGAAGACAGUCAGAGAGACCCAGGUGGAACUGGACAGCAUGCGGUCCAACAGGAGCUACAGCGUGGAGGUCCAGGCUGUGUCUUAUUGGGGACAAACUCAGCUGAAAGGACCCCGAGCCAUCCUCCACUUCAGCACACAGCGCACCACCACCACUGCUGCUCCGAGGAUCCCUGCAGGUGCCAGUCUGGAUGUGGGGACUCCAUUCUACCAGGACGGACAGCUCCGCGUUCAUGUUUACUGGCAGAGCAGCACGGAUCCCUCAGUGGACUUCUACAGAAUCCAGUGGGGACCAGAGUAUUGUGGACACAACCGGACGAGACCCGCGGAGAAGACCAGCACACAGGAGAGCUUUGUCAGCCUGCAGGGUUUGCUCUUCUCCUGUAAGUAUAAAGUCCUUCUGCAGCCCGUCAGCAGGAAGAGUCAUCCUCUGCUGUCAGAGAGCACCAGCUUCUUCACUCCUUCCUGUGCCACAAUCCAGGCCAAGAGCCCCAAACCCAUCACCUGCUCGGGAGAAACAGCGACGCCCCCUCCGAAGGUCCUGGUGAAGGCGGCCAACCUGACAGCGUCCUUUGAGGUCUGGAGCAUUAACGUGACCGCCAUCUUUAGCUGGGAUCUGUCCACAGCCCCGUCCAACCAGCAGCUGACAGGUUACCAGGUGACCUGGACGGAGGUCGUCCCCACCAACCGCCACAACAACUACAAGCUGCCUCACAGCCUCAUCUCCCAGUCCCAGAUCCUACCCCCGGAUGGUAACGUUCUGGUGGUGUCAGGCCUCCACCUUGCCAGUGUGUACAGGCUUGAGGUCCAGGCCAUCACGGCAGACGGGGAAGGUCCUGCAACCAGCCGAACCUUCCAGACUCCAGGACACCAGAGCACCCUGAAGCACAGACCCAGGCUGAGGAAGCACCACCACCACAAACAGCCAAUCAUUGAGAGGCACUGAUCCCAGACAGUCAAUCAGCCUGCAUGAACCGAGUCUCCCAAAGUCAGGAUGAUGAGGAAUCCACAGAACAGUGAUCAGUAAUGACAGCCUCACCAGCCUCAGGAUGGAGAUGCAUUCUCCAUAGCAACCGUUUUAAUCUCUCCCAGUGGACUGUUAAAAGAGAGGAAACCAUCACUGACAUGACUGGCAGCCUUUACUGGCCUCUUUAUUUCACCAUAACUGUUGGACUGCUUUAGAGGACAAAACCACAGGAGCUUCUUUUUUGUAUCAUUUUCAAUACAGUUAGAAUUUGUAUAUAUACUAGAAUCAAACUGGAACACAGAUUCACAAACACCAGACUGGCUGCCAAUCAUCCACCAUGAUCUCAUUGAUUUUGCACUAGCAAUACAGAGGUAUCCCACUUUAAUGAAUCCCCAUUCCUUAGGACUAAUGCUAGAGUAAAGUUCAUUUACUGCAUUACUCGGAAACAGCAGGAACGCUGUAUCUAGUUAAAGAAGUCGUACUUCCCUUUGACUCUAGUUUGUGAUAUGUGGGUGUACACCAUCAUAGCAUGUUUUAUUACCGUAAGGCUAGGUAUGAUCCAAUCACAUUAAUACAUUACCCAAAGUUUAGUACCAAUACCUAAAGAAUGACAAUUUUACACUAAAAUCUGAUCUGACAUCUGCAAAAAGAAGAACUCUCGCGAGACUUGCUGCUCGACAACCCAUCUUAUCCUUAACCAUCCGAGGUCAAUGCUGAACCUGAACAAUCUUGCGAGAGUUUCCCCAGUUUGGUGAUUCCCUUCUGGAUUCUACCCUUGGAUACGAGUCCAGCAACAACCAUUGACCGUGUGAUUUGGAUUUUAACACAAUCAGCUGAACAAGAAGUUUUCCUUAACUCUGGGAUCCUAGAGACCAUAUUCCACAUUGUCUUACCGCCUCGAUACUUAACUUUUCCCAAUUUUAUCAGAACUAUACGCAUGGUUUUGAAUUUGAAUUUGAGUUCAAGUCCACUAUACAGACAAUUAUGCAAAAGUUGUAUUUGGGCUGAACACUACCCAUAGAGAUGCAGCUGUGUGUAUCAAAGAGAACAGAGACAAUGACUACGUUUACAUGCACAACAUAUUCAGUUUUAUUCCCCUUAAAAACGCUUCAUUCAAACUGGACAGAAACAGAAUAAAACUCACCUAAACCGUCAUCGUUACUCUUUCCAACAAUCACCAAGUGUGCUUUGGUCGAACUCAACUGUAAUUUCUAUAACUCUCUGUCUCUCUCUCUGAAGGAAAGAGGUGGGGUCAUGCGUCAUCAAUGCGUCAUCAGUUACACUGCAAUAUGUGUCAUACCCUGAGGUUUUAAUGUUCUGGCUGAUCGUAAAGCUUAAAAAAAUUCCUGAAUCCGGACCUGAAUCGGAUCGCCACUAAAAUCGAAUGGAUUGUUCAUUGUGCCACGCCCCACCCCUCCAAAAAAUUUCAUUCAAAUCCAUUGUGGACUUUUGAAGUAAUCCUGCUAACGGACAAACCAACGCC
This is a messenger RNA of Sebastes umbrosus (honeycomb rockfish), 3523 nucleotides long. It is a transcript of the gene anos1a, whose product is annotated as anosmin 1a. The transcript is spliced from 14 exons. Gene Ontology annotation, biological process: neuron differentiation. The record is from RefSeq and is a predicted model, not a curated record. Gene Ontology annotation, molecular function: protein binding; peptidase inhibitor activity. NCBI's taxonomy places the organism in Eukaryota, Metazoa, Chordata, Actinopteri, Perciformes, Sebastidae. Gene Ontology annotation, cellular component: cell surface; extracellular region. Bases 34 to 2019 code for a protein of 661 amino acids.